Messenger RNA from Cannabis sativa, 1025 nucleotides. RefSeq names its product cytokinin riboside 5'-monophosphate phosphoribohydrolase LOG1. Gene Ontology annotation, molecular function: hydrolase activity, hydrolyzing N-glycosyl compounds. Gene Ontology annotation, biological process: cytokinin biosynthetic process. The transcript has 7 exons. The record is from RefSeq and is a predicted model, not a curated record. The coding region runs from base 265 to 948 and encodes 227 amino acids. Gene Ontology annotation, cellular component: cytosol; nucleus. Lineage: Eukaryota; Viridiplantae; Streptophyta; Magnoliopsida; Rosales; Cannabaceae.
AUUGAGAUGUGGUACUUACGUGGUAGCGGGAUAAUAUAAAGAGAGCCCCUUCAUACCAUUUAGUCUCAUCUUUGUGCAUUGCCUACCUAAGUUUCUUUCUCAUCAAUUCUCAGAGUAUAGCCAUCGAUUGCUGCUGACUGUGUCUGAACUCAUCAAACAAACUCACACUCAUUCACCUCUCAAUAUACACAAACACUCUCUUUCUCUCUCUUCUUCUUCUUCUUCUUCUUCUUCUUCUCUCUGUUUCCAUAUAUAAUUUUCAACAUGGAAAAUAAAGGAGACCUUUUCCAACAAUGUCAUCAACUUCCCAUGACAUCAAGAUUCACAAGAGUCUGUGUUUUUUGUGGCAGCAGUCCUGGAAAGAAUCCAAACUAUCAACUUGCAGCUACUCAACUCGGCAAAGAACUGGUCGAAAGGAACAUUGACUUGGUUUAUGGUGGAGGAAGCAUUGGUUUGAUGGGUCUGGUUUCACAAGCUGUCUAUGAAGGUGGUCGCCACGUGUUGGGAGUAAUUCCCAAGACUCUGAUGCCAAGAGAGAUUACAGGAGAGACUGUGGGAGAAGUAAGAGCUGUCUCAGGCAUGCAUCAACGCAAAGCUGAAAUGGCUAAACAAGCCGAUGCCUUUAUUGCUCUGCCAGGUGGCUAUGGAACUUUGGAAGAGCUUUUGGAAGUUAUCACUUGGGCUCAGUUGGGAAUCCAUGAAAAGCCAGUUGGAUUGUUGAACGUAGAUGGGUACUACAACUCAUUGCUGUCGUUUAUAGACAAAGCUGUAGAUGAAGGUUUCAUUGCCCCAGCUGCCCGUCACAUUAUUGUGUCUGCCCAAACUGCCCAAGAUCUCAUGUGCAAACUUGAGGAUUAUGUUCCUAAGCAUUCUGGUGUGGCCCCUAAGCUAAGUUGGGAGAUGGAGCAGCAACUGGGAUACACAGCAAAGGUUGACAUUUCUCGUUGACUUGAUCCAGUUUGAUGAAAAACUAAUGAUCAAUCAUGACCGUAGAUAUUAUUAGUAAAAGCAAUAAAAAAAAAAAA